Messenger RNA from Colletotrichum scovillei, 1122 nucleotides. Its product is annotated as cytochrome P450. NCBI's taxonomy places the organism in Eukaryota, Fungi, Ascomycota, Sordariomycetes, Glomerellales, Glomerellaceae. Gene Ontology annotation, molecular function: heme binding; oxidoreductase activity, acting on paired donors, with incorporation or reduction of molecular oxygen; monooxygenase activity. Bases 1 to 1122 code for a protein of 373 amino acids. The transcript has 3 exons. The record is from RefSeq and is a predicted model, not a curated record.
AUGUCGACAAACGUUUUCGUUGCUCUUUGUCUGAUUGGGCUCUAUACCAUUUACACCAUAUCGUGUCUUAUUCGAAACAUCACCGUUGCCAAGACUAUUGGUAUUCCGGUUGUCUGGAGCCCCAUAAGCCCCUUAAACCCAUUCUGGAUCAUCUUCAACAAACGAGUUACACCAAUCCUUCAGCGCCUUCCUCUAGGCUUGGGCGAUUGGACCACGUACAAUACUCUUGAUUGGACAUGGACUGACCGGACACAUGGCAACUCCCAAGUUCAUGACAAGCAUGGCAACACCUUCGCUCACGCCACGCCGAGAGAAGUUGAGAUUCACACUCGGGAUCCUGCAGUAGCUGUUCAAGUGCUCCGAAAGCAGGCGAACGACUUUCCCAAAAUAAGCCAUUACGCCAAAAUCCUAGACGUACUGGGCACGAGUCUGGUAUCCUCAGAUGGCGAUGAUUGGACUCGUCACCGGAAGGCGACUGUCGCCACUCUGAGCGACAGGACCAAUCGUCUCGUGUGGGCAGAAAGCGUCCGACAGACUCAGCAAAUGGUUCAUCAUUAUCAACGCUCUUCACAGGGCCUAAUCUGCGAUCCUGUGGACGAUGUCCGCGAACUUUACCUUCAUGUCUUUACCAGCGUUUGUUUCGGCUUUACGUAUGACUUCAAGCAGCCCGAAAGAGACUGCGUCCCAAAAGGACACUCGCGAAGCUACAAGUACUGUCUCCACACCAGUCUCAAGGACAUUGUCAUCCUUCGGCUGGUGCCAAGUUGGGCUAUGAGAUUUCCUGCCCUGCCACAGAGGAUUAAGAACUUCCGAGAUGCCGUGGCCGAGAUGCGGCAGUAUCUCGAUGAAAUGAUCAGUGACUGCAAAGACAGUCUCAGAGGCAGCAGGAAAAAGACGCAGAAUGACAACUUACUUAGCUUUAUGGUAAAGAGGAACAGAAAUUUGGAGGUUCAAACUCGCAUGGAUAAAUUCACGGAUGACGUUAGACCUGAAUUCCCCUCCGGGGCGAUUUUCAAUAUCAAGUCUGACACGCUUAUAGAACGAGACACUCCGAUUGUACCCUUCGGUCACAGUCCUUCCCAAAUGCAGCGGGUCGAAAGCAACGACUUUGCUUGUUGGUAG